Molecule: messenger RNA, 1950 nt
Organism: Pieris macdunnoughi
Lineage: Eukaryota; Metazoa; Arthropoda; Insecta; Lepidoptera; Pieridae
Source: the annotation of a GenBank genome assembly
AUGAUAGCGCGUAUGAUAUCUCAAAAUAAUAAGCUGAAAGUCAAAAAGUUAAUUGACAAUUUUGUGAUUUCAGACCGAGUGACCUUUAAGCCUGAGACUGAUGAAAAUGGCUCCGUGUCCGAGACGAUACCAGACAAGCCAGUGGAGCUGAAGAAUUUUCCGAAGCUGUGUGAGCAACGGCGCAAGUUCCCAGUCCUCUACAAGCUUGAGUUUCAGACGGCGACCAAGGUGGAGACACACGCUUGCCGACAUGCAACCAAAAAGACUAAUUUACACAAAAACCAGAACCAAAAAGUCAUUCCUUACGACUACAACAGAGUGGUGCUACAAACGGUAGAUCGCGAGCCAGAUUCCGACUACAUUAACGCUUCCUAUAUAGAUAGUAUAUUAAAACCAAACGCAUACAUAGUGACUCAGGGGCCAACAGAAGAGACGGUGGUGUCGUUUUGGCGAAUGAUUUGGCAGGAACGAGCCGCCGCCAUCGUUAUGCUUACCAAGACUUUUGACUUCAUUAAGGUGAUGUGUGUCCAGUAUUGGCCGGCCAGCAAAGACAAGGACGAAACAUAUGGAGACAUAAGUGUAGGAAUAGUUCAAGAAGAGGAAUUAGCUAAUUUUCACAUACGAACCUUUCGACUUUAUAAAACUGAGAAAAAUGUGGUGAUAGAAGAGCGUUUUUUACUUCAAUUUCACUAUACACAGUGGCAUUCGCAUACUUGUCCAUUCGGUAAUGCCCUAUUAGAGUUUCGAAGGAGGGUCAGGGCCGUGGUUGGGAGAAGGUUAGCAGCCAGCACCGCGACGGGACCAAUGGUAGUACACUGCAAUGACGGUGGUGGACGUUCAGGAGUAUACCUAGCUGUCGAUGCAAAUUUAGAAUUGGCUGAAGAAGAAGACUGCUUUGACGUUUUUGGUUUCUUAAAAAAGCUACGACAAUCUAGAAAAGGGCUUAUUGAAAAUGAGGAACAAUACAAAUUCGUAUACGAUACUCUAGAAGAACACGUGGUCUGCGGCGUGAGCUGGUUUCCCGUAUCAGAGUUGUCUCAGCGGCUGAAGCAAAAGUCUCAAAGAGAUCCCGCGAAUAAGCUCAAUGAAUAUCAGAAAGAAUACCAACAAAUCUGUAAGCAAACUCCAAGAUUCACGAUCGGUGACUGCGCUGGUGGUCAUAGAGGGGAUAACAGAGAGAAAAACAGAGACGUUCUUGUUGUACCACCUGACAACUUUCGACCAUAUUUGACAUCGUUUCAAGGCAACAGCUUCACCGACUACAUUAAUGCGGUUUUUGUAGACGGUUACACAAAACCUCGUGAAUACAUAGUGACUGAGUGGCCAUUAAUACGGACUCAAGGCGAGUUCUGGUCCCUUGUGUACGACUACGAGUGUGCAGCCGUUGUUGUUCUCUGUGUUCCUCCUAAAAACUCUCAACAGUAUCCUCCAUUUUGGCCUGAAGGACGACAUUCUAAGAAAUAUGGACCCGUCUUCACUAUCGAUCACGUCUCACACAACCAUUACACUAAUAUAAAAACUUGGAUAUUUAGAAUUAAUAAGAAGAUCGUAUCACUAACAGAACUAAUGGCGGGUGUAAAAGCUCCGCCUAAAACAGUACAGCUAUUCCAGCUAACUUGCUGGCCAAUGGGCCACAAGGUGCCAUCUUCAACCAAUUCACUCGUGGAACUCAUGAACAUGGUUGAACGCUGGAGACAGAGGACUGACUAUGGGCCUGUCUGCGUUGUCUCGCCUGAUGGUCGGAGUCGAGCGGGAGUCUAUUGUGCAGCCAACGCUUGUAUAGAACAAGUAAUCCAACACGGUGAGGUUGACGUGUUUCAAGCCGUCAAGACUGUACGCCGACAUCGACCUCAGCUUGUCGAGAAUAUGACGGAAUAUAAAUAUUGCUACGACCUAGUUUUGCACUACGUACUUCACUAUUUAAAUAAAGAUAUGAAUGAGAAGAAGUGA